AGGCGGCGCAGAGGCCUUGAAAAAAUCUCCAACCAAAAAACAGAAGCUCGAUCAUCGCCCUGCUGGCCGCUAUUUUGGACGCGCGGCCGCUUCGUUUUACAGCUUUAGGUGUUUGUAGCACCUAUUACAACCCCCUCGGUGUGCCGCACAAGCGAGCGCGCUUACGGAGGCGAUCGCGGGGUGAUACUGGCCACCAGCUGCCUGAGUCCGGAAGUCCUUAAACGGCCGUCGCGCCGCAGUAUUCCGCGCGGAAGCCGUCGGGCGACCGUCCCCGCACCCGCGCUGCCCCGCGCGGCGCUGCGCACACGCGAAUAACCGCCGUUCGAAGCCGCCGGCCGGCCGCCGGCACGAGGCAAGCAUGAGCGGCACAAUAGACCGCCGCGGCGCGACGCCCCCCGACUUCCUCGUCAAACUCCUGACCAUGGUCGGCGACGAGGCGCCGGACCUCAUCUCCUGGACGGGCGGCAAGCUCUAUAUUCACGACCCCGUGGCGUUGGAGCGAAAAAUGUCGGUCUAUUUUAGACAUUCGAACUUCUCGUCCUUCCAGCGCCAGCUCAACAACUUCGGCUUCCGGAAAGUGGAAGGCAAGGGCAAAUUAGCACCUUGUAUGUACAUGCACGACGACCUCGUCGGACGACCGCCCGAAGCUAUAUUGACGAUCCGGCGGAAGCCGGCCACUUCUGCCGCGUCUGAUAGAGGUCAACCUGAUGCCAAAAGGCAGCGGAGGCAGAAGGCACCAGCUCCUAGGCCGGCGCCGCCGCCGCCGCGGCCGUUCGCGAGCGAAGAUCUGCCGCCCUACCGACCACCGCGGCCGCUCGAGGCGUUCACGGGCGUCGAGAGCGCGCGGCCGAUCCCGCUGCCGGGCAUGCCCCAGGUCCCGCGCGACCAGUACGUCGAGGCGGCCACGCAAUUGAACGAUAGCUUCGAGAGCGGCCUGCUGCUGUCCUUCCUCGAGGCGUCGGACAAGGGCGCCAUCGCGCCGUCGCUGCUCUCGCAGCUGGUAGGAGGCGACGAGUUCCGGCCACCGCCGCCGCAGCCCGCGCGGCCGUCGAACGACACGAGCGACUGGCCGGGCGCGGCGCUCGGCGGCGACUUCGGCUUCACGGACGACUUCAACCUCUUCGGCAAGAAGAUGUCCUUCAGCGGCGACGACCUGCUGGGCGGCGGCUACAGUCCCGGCGGGUUCAACGCGCAGCCGCGGAUGCAGCGCGCGGGGAGCCGCGACUGAUUCCCUCUCGUCUUCCCUGGGUACAUCGGUCAGUGUAUGACUC
Pelagomonas calceolata is the source of this 1271-nucleotide messenger RNA. The record is from the annotation of a GenBank genome assembly. Lineage: Eukaryota; Pelagophyceae; Pelagomonadales; Pelagomonadaceae.